AUGGCUGCCUUGAUAGCAACAUUGUUUCAACUUACACACCCCACCAACUCCACUCCCCUCAAUCCCUCAGAUCUUCCUACCCAGGAAUAUCUGAAUCUACCGUCUGCUUCUCGCAUUCGCACAGGUUCUCGCUUCACAGCAACCAUUCCCCUACACGACCACCAGUCGUUCGUCACGGAUACUCCACAGAAAUGGCUUUCUCAACCCCAAUCACCGCGGCUUCCCACGCCAGCAACCAAUACCAUCAGCUUCUCAAACCAGGACUCGGACUUUGUGCUCUUCCCAUCCACCCCAACCGCCCACACCCCUUCGACGACUCGCAGGAACACCGACUUCGUUCCGGCGACGCCUCGUACGGUCCCUAAUCAGCACCUUGGCCAGACCUACAACGGUCAGCAACAAUAUCAACCUCGACGUAACUCUACUCAGCAAUUUUCACCUUCUGUAUCUCCUGUUCAGAAUCUACGAGUGAGCGGCAUCAUCCAAGGCACUAGGUCUCUAUCUUCGUCUCCGUCUAUGCAGCAAUUCAAUAGUCCUACCGGUCAACAACUGCGCUUUUACGCAAACUCGGCUCCUUCUUCGACGACUGGCUUGCACCAACAGUCUCCUCGAACCCGGCCUCCAGUUCCCCUUUUCUCGAAUAGCACUGGGAAUAUUCAUCAGCAAAAUCUGUCUACUAUGGCUCUCUCCCACAACUUUGAAGACGUCCCCUCUGACAACAUGUUUGACUUCACCAACGCCGAUUUCACUGCGGCGCCGGAUUCGGACAAUAUUCUCUUCGAUGGCUCCCUAGACUUCGGGACACACUUCGAACCAAUCAACGAUCCGGCGCCGGCGCAGACGUCAAACCUACAGACCGUGUCACCCAAAGAUCUCAUGGUCGACUCUAUGUCUGCGCCUCCUUCAGGUGCUUUUACCGAUCUAACAACCCCUGGCACCUCCGCCUACGACUCUCCAUACAUGGCCAACAGCACCGAGACCUCGCCACUUUUCGCAGAGGAGUCGUUCGCUGACGACCCUGAAAAGUGGCCAUCCCUCUUCGAUCCAAUCGAAGAAGAGACAAACACCGGUCCUGUCUCUCAUUUCGCGGGUGCCAGCCCUUCACCGACCUACACCGCUCCGAAGAUGUCUCGCAACGACUCGUCACCCGGUCAGUCAUCAUCCCGAUCCUCUCAUCAAGGCCGCCACUCCUUCACCUCUGGCGUCGCUCCAAAGCGAAGGGACAAGCCCCUGCCGGCCAUCACCAUCGAGGAUCCCAAUGACACAGUGGCAAUGAAGCGAGCACGAAAUACCAUGGCGGCACGGAAGUCUCGGGAGAAGAGGGUGGAGCGGACAGAGCAAUUAGUCGGCCAGGUCACACAGUUGGAAGCAGAUGUCGACUACUGGAAGAAAAUCGCCAUUGGCAUGGGACAUGUCGAGUGA
Molecule: messenger RNA, 1422 nt
Organism: Letharia columbiana
Lineage: Eukaryota; Fungi; Ascomycota; Lecanoromycetes; Lecanorales; Parmeliaceae
Exons: 3
Coding region: 1-1422 (473 amino acids)
Biological process (GO): regulation of DNA-templated transcription
Molecular function (GO): DNA-binding transcription factor activity
Source: RefSeq, a predicted model, not a curated record